This is a messenger RNA of Ipomoea triloba (trilobed morning glory), 1322 nucleotides long. Its product is annotated as diacylglycerol O-acyltransferase 2D. The record is from RefSeq and is a predicted model, not a curated record. NCBI's taxonomy places the organism in Eukaryota, Viridiplantae, Streptophyta, Magnoliopsida, Solanales, Convolvulaceae. Gene Ontology annotation, molecular function: diacylglycerol O-acyltransferase activity. The coding region runs from base 249 to 1244 and encodes 331 amino acids. The transcript is spliced from 9 exons. Gene Ontology annotation, cellular component: endoplasmic reticulum membrane. Gene Ontology annotation, biological process: triglyceride biosynthetic process.
CCGACCCGUAGCCUCCGCUCUGAGGAGAGUUGGACUGUUGGAGGUUGGAGGUUGACAGGCUGUUAGGGAGACGAUGUGUUCAAAGCGUAGUUACUAGAAGAAGCAGAGUUCUGUUCUAGAUUUGCUUACUCUUUCACUUUCUCACCUGCUUCAUAUACCUAUAUUUAUAUACACACACAUAUAUUUGUAUGCAUAUACAGGCGAACGCAUAGGACGUGAGGGAUUGUUUGUUGAUUUGUUUGGAUUUGAUGGAGGAAAAGGGCGGGAUAGAUCAGCAGGAGCCGGCGCCGGCGCCGGCGCCAACUCCGGCGGAAUUUAAGGGGACGGGAGACGGCUCCUUGUUUCAGACCAUACUUGCGAUGUCGCUGUGGCUUGGCUCCAUCCACUUGAACUGCAUCGUCGUCUUGCUUUCCUUCGUCUUCUUCCCCUUCUCUAAAGCCAUUGCGGUAGUAGGAGUGUUGUUGAUAUUUGCGGUGAUUCCGAUUGACGAGAAAAGUAAAUGGGGCCGAAGAUUAGCUAGGUUCAUAUGUAAGCAUGCUUGUGGCUACUUUCCAGUGCACCUGCAUGUGGAGGAUAUUAAAGCAUUCGAUCCCAAUCAAGCAUACAUUUUUGGCUAUGAACCACAUUCGGUUUGGCCAAUUGGAGUUGUUUCACUCGCCGACCUUACAGGCUUCAUGCCUUUGCCAAGAAUCAAAGUACUUGCUAGUACUGCUGUAUUUUUUACACCAUUUUUGAGGCAUAUAUGGACUUGGUUGGGACUAUCACCUGCAACAAGGAAAAAUUUCAAGUCCCUUCUGUCAUCUGGCUAUAGCUGCAUCAUAGUGCCUGGUGGAGUUCAAGAAGCAUUUUAUAUGGAUCAUAGUUCUGAGAUUGCUUUCCUUAAAGCAAGAAAAGGAUUUGUACGAAUCGCUAUAGAAACGGGCAAGCCUUUGGUUCCUGUAUUUUGCUUUGGCCAGUCAGGUGUCUACAAGUGGUGGAAGCUGAACAACAAACUGUUUUUGGAAUUUUCCAGAGCUAUAAAGUUCACACCGCUUAUUUUCUGGGGAAUCAUGGGAUCUCCUAUACCCUUUAGACAACCCUUGCAUGUUGUGGUUGGGAAACCCAUUGAAGUCAAGAGAAAUCCACAGCCCACAGUGGGAGAGGUUGUGGCAGUGCAUGAUCGAUUCGUUGAAGCACUGCAAGAUCUCUUUGAAAAGCACAAAAAGAAGUUUGGGCAUGAUGAUCGGGAGCUAAGAAUUCUUUAAUGUAUUUUAAUCUGCACUUUGUUUUAAUGUUGUACUAAAAUACAAAGCAUAAAUAAAUAAAAGGAAAUUGAGGGUAUA